CCUCAGUAGCUGCAGCCAUCCGAGCAGAUGGUUGUACUGACCAACAUUAUCGGACAAACACUGGCGGCAUUGGGCUCUAGUCCACUUUUCUUAUACAUUUAGGGCGUUUCCUCUUUUGUUCUUUGCCAUUUUGAAACUUUGUGUGUGGAUUUCUUUUUCACCAUUAUCUGCGUUCUUGCUUUGUUAUACUCGGAGGCUCUUUAGAUUGCAUUCUUGUAUUGUUUUUCUUUCUCAUUUUCAUUCAGGUCUCUGCAUUACUUUCUCUCUUCAAAUUUGUUAUUAUGCUCAUAUAUAGCAGCUCAUUAGAUUCAUGCCUAUUUCCCUCUACUGUUCUUUAAUGGUAUUUGGCUCUGGAGAUCCCUUGGGUCCGCGCUGUCAACCAGUGAAUGUCAACAGAUCUUUUGCGCACCACCACAUCAUCUGGAGAUUCACUAAAUCACAAAUCUCCCUAUCUUUUCCUCUUUCUCGUUUUUGUUCUUCUCCACUCCUUGUAAAAAUUCUGUUUCUUCUUGUUCACCUAUUUAGUCUCAACUCAUUUCUCACUUCCUUCCCUUUCGUGACGGUAUACUCCAACAUCGCGUCAUCGCACACUUUAUCUCAUCGCUCUCUUAUAUCCAACAUCCACAACAGCGAUACAGCAGGGGCUUGGGGUGAUUAGAGGCCUAAGCGAGCCAUCAUGUCCUCUCCGCUUCGUCCCCAGUUCUUUUGUGCCCGUCCAAAUGGCACUAUCACCCCCCUCAUUGCUGUUGAUGAGCUUCCUUCCCAUAUAUCGAUUCGUGGAGUCCCUCGUACACUCUCCGCCAACGAGACCCAGGGCAUGACCAGCUUAGGCACUGUGAGUCCAAGAGCGCAAACCUACGUCAUCGAUGGCCUGGUGCCAGCGUCGACCCGCGCGUCUUCUGGCCCUCGUUCCCGUGACUUGGACCUGCAGGCCUCCCUCAUGAGACUCGUCUCUGAUGAGAAUGUUCCGGCAAACCAGCGCCUCGCCGUGAAUGCCCUCCUUCAGCAGGGUAUUUCCCAGAACUGGUUCAUGUCCAACGCUCCGACCAGUGGUUGGUUGGUUCCUAGCAGCAGCGGUGGCACAGGUAGCGGAAGUUCGAGGCAGAGUGCUCAUUACAACUCGAAGAAAGAGUUUUGUUCGUACUGGAUCCGUCAUGGUGAAUGCGAUUAUCAGCAGCAAGGUUGUCUCUAUAAGCACGAGAUGCCAAAUGACCUCCCCACCUUGGAAAAACUUGGCCUUCGGGAUAUUCCUCGUUGGUACCGCGAAAAAUACGGCAUUCCCAGCCUCCUGCCCAAUGGACAUGGCCACCCACGUUCUCACGCCAGUCAUGGUCAACACUGGAAGGAUGAUCCUGUGGAGCGUGGCGCUAUGAAGUCGAUUCAGUACCCUUCACGUUUGGAGAUCAACGGCGCGAUCGAUUCCUCGGAUAUCGAAAAGGCUUCUAAGCAGAAGGCUGCUCAUUAUAUUUCUACUCAGCAACAUGCUACGGGGGCUUCUGGACCAUCUCGCCACGCCUGUCCUGCCGCGAGCUCACCAAAGGCCUCGACCAACCCUAAGCAUGCGCACAAGCAUAUCCCAGUCCCGGUUAAUUCAGUGUCUAGAAGGAUAGACCUCCUUUCUUUUGAUCCCCUUCCAGAAUAUCCGGCCCUGAAUCAUAUGGGGGGAGGUAUGAGUGGCCUGCCUUACCCAAGUCCUACCGAUCAAGCCGCCAUUGAGAACGCUGAUAGGGCUCAGCACGAGGAAUUUGUCCGUAACCUUCACUCGCUUAUGCCAGCUCCCAUAGGUACAAGUGCCGACUACCUAUCAGCUUCCUUUGAAGGCACCCCGACCCAACCUCGCUCCAAAAAAAGCCAAAAGUCACGCCGUCUCUAUCAACCCCGGUCCCAAAUGAUGAUGCCCGAUAUGAGCAUGGAAAGGGGCGAGGCUGAUUCCUUCGUUACCUAUCAUAGUCAUGCGACUGCCUCUCCCGGUGCGGUAUCGGCCAUCUCUAAGGAUACGCCCACCACUCUGUUGACGAGCCCUAUCCCUGACCCUACUCAUAUGGGCGCCGCGUCCUCAGAGCCUCCGACUCGGGGUGCCUCUCCAUCGACCCAUUCUGGAGCCUCGUUCUCCUCUGGAUCCAGCCCUCGAGCUCAUCGCAGUCAGUUCAAGGGGAAAGAUUCCGGAACGAUGCAGGCACCCAUCGGCACCAAGCAAGUCCACCGCAACAGAUCCACCGGAUCCCCAAUCAAGUAUGAAUUCUAAGCCGAUGUAUUGGGGCAUUUGCAGUAAAUACCACAGCGAAAAGAUCUACCUUGUCCUCCAUCCUCCAUGUACGAUCAUCAACUGAAACUCGUGCUGGAGCUUCCUUUGUCCCCUUUUCCCUCUAUUUUAUGACUUCGACCAU
Messenger RNA from Aspergillus pseudonomiae, 2387 nucleotides. RefSeq lists its product as uncharacterized. The coding region runs from base 677 to 2245 and encodes 522 amino acids. Gene Ontology annotation, molecular function: metal ion binding. Lineage: Eukaryota; Fungi; Ascomycota; Eurotiomycetes; Eurotiales; Aspergillaceae. The record is from RefSeq and is a predicted model, not a curated record. The transcript has 3 exons.